Sycon ciliatum is the source of this 852-nucleotide messenger RNA. RefSeq lists its product as uncharacterized. The transcript has 4 exons. Lineage: Eukaryota; Metazoa; Porifera; Calcarea; Leucosolenida; Sycettidae. The coding region runs from base 104 to 841 and encodes 245 amino acids. The record is from RefSeq and is a predicted model, not a curated record.
CCAAGUCCAGUCCUGGGUCCUGCAAGUGAAUUCCGGCAUUGUACUAUUUCGCAGAGAACUAUCCCAAGGAGACAAUAAUUAAUUAUUGUUUGCCAAUCUCGGCAUGGCAUCUACCGUCGGCGUGUCCCCAAUGCAGAAAUGCGAAGACAAAACCCGUCAAGUCAUGGCUGUGGUCAGUGUAGCUCGACAGAAGCCCAAUCGGGGCCAGAUAAUUGCGACCAGGAACCCUCUUCUCGACCUGGAUCACGAUCAUGACGAGCUGGAAGAAAUCGUCAUUUGUGGCAAUCCAGCGGCAGUGCCCUGCCCAGCCAGCUCCAGACUCGACUCAAUGCACUCCAGUGGCGGGCUUCCGCCAGGAGUAAGACAGUGUUGGGUGGCGUGCGAGACGGAUUUCCCAGCAACGAAGUGGAGCAUGCAUGGCAAGCAACAUAUACCCAUGUUCUAUAACCAUUUAGCUCAUCACAAAAUACCGACACCCAGCCAGACACAUGCUGGAAAACCCAUCCGUCCAGUUACUACGCACAUGCGGAGACCAGGGAUUAGGUCACCACAAGAAGUCGUCGUGGACAAGUGGAGGACUUUCAAAGAUCGUUGUGCCUGCUUUGCAGCGCUGUUUAUCCUCGCCGUGGCACUGGCCGGCAUCAUCCUCCUGCUUCUCGGCAUCGCCGGUGUACACAAGUGGAUGACGGGCAUGGGGCUGGCAAUGGCGCUCGCCUCGCCGUUCAUAUUCAUCAUCGCCUACGGCGUCUGGCAUCAAUACAGCGUGAAGCGGCUCGGACGCCAGCUGACCAUGGUCCGCGCCGUGCCGAGGGCACCGGCGAACGGAGUCCUACGCGUGUAGGGCCUUUAUUA